Molecule: messenger RNA, 789 nt
Organism: Cadophora gregata
Lineage: Eukaryota; Fungi; Ascomycota; Leotiomycetes; Helotiales; Ploettnerulaceae
Exons: 3
Coding region: 1-789 (262 amino acids)
Source: RefSeq, a predicted model, not a curated record
AUGGCUCAUCUUCACCAUGCAUUCGUUCCAGGUGGCUAUCGUCAUGUCUGCAUGAUGGAGGGACCCGAUCCAGAGCUCAGAUUGUCCACUAUUCAGUACGAUGCUCUUCUGUCGGAAAGUGAACGCAAUGCCAAUGAGGUCAAAAGAUUGAAGGCUCUCCUUCGUCAACACAACAUCGAAUUCGAUACCUGCCUCCCCGUAUCCAUCAAAUAUGUGUCAAAGAAUGGCGCUCCUCAGGAACCAGACAAUGGCCGGAAACCUCGCCUACCGAUCGAGAUCCUCCUUCGUAUCCUUGGCUUCGCGUUGACCAGUCCUGUCCCGAUCAUUGAUCCCUUCUACAAGAUGCGAGUUCAGAAUGUCACCAAGGCUGAGCGCUUAUCCCGACAACACAUCAAUGUUCAGUGCCUGGGCGUGUCGCAAGUCUGUAAGACGGAAGGUAUGCGCAUCUUGUUGGAGCAGAAUGAUUUUGUCUUCACGCAAGCUGCUGCAGUGGAGAGCUUCGCAAAGAUAUCGCCGGAACUUCGAUCGACAAUCAAGCAUGUCACAUUUCGGGUCGUUGGCCGAUACUACAAUGACGAGGCUCGUAAGGCUGAUUUGUCUGGCGGUGGAGUCUAUCACGAUUCGAUCCCCAAAUUCCUCGUUCCUGUUCUGCCUCGCCCAAAAGGCAUGAUCAAUGACAAGGGUAUGCAAGCCUACUGUUGGUUUCAACUUGCAGACUUCCUCAGAGCUAUGCAGCUUCCUCGUGAACUGAUGUCAAGCAAUCGCCCAAAACUAUUCCCAGGCCUCUAA